AUAUAUAAAUCUUAAUCUUCUUCAUAAUUAUAGGUAUUGCUUUGGUUUUUCUUUUCACUUUGUGAAACAUUGAUAAAUUAUUUUUUUCCCUAAGAAUUUGCAGAAAUGGGUGAAGAAGCUGAUAUGAAUAAUGGAAUGUUUGCAAGUACUCCAGAUUUUGUUGAGAAGAAAGAUCAAUGGAUGAACAUGAAGGAUCAUGAUGAUCAUAUCAUUAUUUAUGAUGAUGAUGAUGAUGAUGGGGUUACAAGUUCAUCAUCAUCAUCAUUCAUCGGGGAUGAAUAUUCAAGAACUUGUUCAUCAUCAUCAUCAUUAGAUAUGGCGGAUGAUGCAUCUUCAUCUUCUUCCACCAUUGAUGGACCUUUGUUUCAUUUAUCUGACCUCAUGGCCCAACUCCCCAUCAAGAGGGGACUUUCCAAGUAUUUUCAAGGGAAAUCACAAACAUUUACAUCACUUUCAAAUGUGAACACCAUUGAAGAACUUGCAAAGAAGGAAACCCCAUUUUAUAGGAAGAAAUUGAAGGCAUGUAAAAGCCAUAAAUUGUGCACUCCUCCAAGGGCCACUAUUGGUAAGAAAUUAUGGAGAAAUCAUGGGCUUUCAUCAUCAUGUCCAGGGAGGAAGCUUAGAAGUAGUUUUUUAGGUGGUAGGCCUCCCUUAAUUCCUAUUCCAAAGAAAUUUUGAUUUUCGAGAUUUUCGGUAUUAGAUAGUCAUGUUGAAUUUCAACUAUAUUUGAACUUGAGCUACAUUGACUCCUCAAUGCGGGAAGAUCCAUAAGAUUAUAACCCCAAAACUUUACUUAUGGAAGCUCUCUCAAUGUUGAUUUUUUUCAUUUACAAUGUUCAAAUCCAAGACAAGAGAGAUGCUAGAUAAUUUGAAUGGAAACGAUAGAACCAGAGACUUAUAUGGAAAUAAACAGUAGACUUUGAGGCGCGGGUGACGCUUUUCAAAGAGAACUAUUUGUCCCCACACAAAGUUGUUACAGAGUUAAGACAAAAGUCCUCCCGGGAUACAACGAAGUUUUGAAUUUCCUUUUAUUAGCAAAAUCAAGGAAUUCCUUAACUCUUAUUCUAAUUUCUAAAAUUGAAUUGAUUGUAAUGUAAUUUGUGAGCACCAUAGCCCCUCUAUUUGUAUGCACUCAAAGAAUACUAUUUUGAAGAGUCAUAACCCUUCAUUUUGGACAUACUUCUUGGAAGAAACAUGUCCCAUGGAAUGAUAAAUCAUCACUUUUAAUUUUAA
Messenger RNA from Gossypium raimondii (Peruvian cotton), 1233 nucleotides. Its product is annotated as protein OXIDATIVE STRESS 3. The transcript has 2 exons. The record is from RefSeq and is a predicted model, not a curated record. NCBI's taxonomy places the organism in Eukaryota, Viridiplantae, Streptophyta, Magnoliopsida, Malvales, Malvaceae. The coding region runs from base 106 to 678 and encodes 190 amino acids.